Rhincodon typus (whale shark) is the source of this 1965-nucleotide messenger RNA. Its product is annotated as ubiquitin thioesterase OTUB2-like. Gene Ontology annotation, cellular component: nucleus. The transcript is spliced from 6 exons. Lineage: Eukaryota; Metazoa; Chordata; Chondrichthyes; Orectolobiformes; Rhincodontidae. The record is from RefSeq and is a predicted model, not a curated record. The coding region runs from base 329 to 1033 and encodes 234 amino acids. Gene Ontology annotation, molecular function: cysteine-type deubiquitinase activity; ubiquitin binding. Gene Ontology annotation, biological process: protein K48-linked deubiquitination; negative regulation of double-strand break repair.
CUUUAGAACUGAGAUGAGGAGGAAUCUUUUUAACCAGAGUGUGGUAAAUCUGUGAAACUCUUUGCUGCAGAGGGCUGUGGAGGUCAAUACAGAUAGAUCAGUACUUGUUUGGUAAGGGGAUCAAGGGUUAUGGGGAGGAGGCAGGAGAAUGGGGUUAAGAAACAUAUUGGCCAUUAUUGAAUGGUUUAACAUAUUCAAUGGGCUGAAUGGCCUAAUUCUGCUCCUAUGUCUGUGGUCGACUUAUCUCUGAUAACCAGCAUUUGUGCUGAAUAGAUGGACUUAAGGAAAAGAAAAUCCGCUUUACAUUAUUUCUAAAGACCAUUUCUAAAUGUUUGGAUCUGUUUGUAUAGUCUCUGAUAAAAAUGAUAUAUUAGCACUUGGAGAAGAACACCCUGAGGAUAAAAUUUACCAAAAGAAAGUGCAGGAUAUUGGUCGAAAAUAUGCCUACUUCAGAAAAACACUUGGCGAUGGCAACUGCUUUUAUCGAGCAGUAAGCUUUGCUUACUUGGAGUCGCUACUUGGAAGUAAAAAGGGAAUACAAAAACUUAGAAAGAAUUUAAUGCAAAGUCGAGAAGAACUUUCAUCUGCUGGAUUUGCGGAAAGCAGAUUUGAAAAUUCUUUCACCACAUUUAUGGAUAUGAUUGACCUGGUGGAAACGGAUGGUUCAGUUUCAAAACUCCUUGCUGUUUUCAACAACCACGGUGUUUCAGAUCACCUAGUGCAAUAUCUUCGACUGCUAACGUCUGCAUACUUGCAGAAACGGUCUGAGUUCUUUGAGCUUUUCCUCGAGGGAGGUGUAAGCAUUAAAGACUUCUGCACUCAGGAAGUGGAACCAAUGGCUAUGGAGAGUGAUCACAUUCAUAUCACUGCGCUGACCCACGCAUUGAGUUUACCAAUCCAGGUGGAAUAUAUGGACAAAACUGACACUGAAGUUAACCAUCACGUCUUUCCUGAAGGGGCAAAACCUGUAGUUUACCUCCUUUACAAACCAGGCCAUUAUGACAUACUUUAUAAAGCAAAUAAACCAAAAUAGUCUUCAGCUUGCCAUGUGACACCAGAACAGUUUUAGUGCUUGAAACAGGGCUUAGGGAAGAGGAACUCAUUUUUGAUAAAUUUAUGAACACAAUCUUUAAACCAUUUUUCUGCACAAUACAAAAUGAAUGUAUAUUCCCGAUGAAAAUGAAAGAGUUAAUUUAGUAUUGUUGUCCUAAUUAUAAAGCAUGGUUGUAAUCCAUUGUGUACAAAUAACGGCAUCUUUCAAUAUAGCUUUGUAGCAAAGAAUACAUUCCUGGUAGAGUUUAGCUUUUUGUCCUUUUCCCCUUUAAUAACUAUUUCUGUAUACCAUUUGAUUUAUUUCUUGAUCCAUGCUGAAAGUGUUCAUGGAUACAGACUCCUCUUUCAGAACUAAAAAAAAUCUUUUCCUUCUUACAAACACAGGUGAGACCUGAAUCUUUCCUGGUCCAAAAUUUUAACGUUACAGUGACUUUAUUUUCUGUCUAGUAAUUAAAGUAUACUUUACGGUAGGUAAAAAUCAACACUAGCACCCUUGUGACAGGUGAAACAUUUGACUCUUUAUGCAGAAUAAGCAAAUAAUGAUCAUGUCUAAAUUGAAAAGCAAGGAUUGCAAGUAUUAGAUGACUAUAGUGAAAAGUGACUUUCUACUUAAAUGUAUAUACAGAGCUAUAACAAUUGUUUGUAUUCUCAUUUAAUACAUGUUUGAAAAGUAAAUGGUUAUAGUAGGACCAAAUUCUCCCAGAUAAACACUUUGCCAUCAAAAACAGUUCACAUUUUUGGAUUGCACUCAUCAGUACUGUGAAACAUAGAAGCUUUUAUCUUUUAGUAAUGUUUUUUUAAGUUCUGUACUACCAAGUAUUUUUAAGUAAAGCUCAUGAACAUUUAAAAACCUUUUUUGCUGCUCUUGCAUUUCAAGAAGUAUUUAUUGUUGACAAUCGUUCAGUUGUAGGA